UAUUCAUAACAAUUUCUUCUCACUUAAACUUAAAAGUAACUCGUCAAAAAGGUUGGACCCGCCAAUUACCGGUAACCAAUACAACAAAACAACUCACUUUCUCUGCAGACCAACCCUAAUUUCCUUUCUCUUUCACCUCUCAAGAUUUCUUCUCCGUUCUCUUCAACUUUUCAAAUUUCCAUCACCUCUAUCACUUUCUCAAGGUUUGUUUCUAUUCCCCUCUUCCACCCACCAUUCUUCCUCUCAAUUUCACCCCCAAUUUCACGAACUAGGGUUUUUCAAUUUCGUUUUCGUGAUUAUUACUAUGCAAGAUCCAAGGAUUCCUUUGUCAGAGAAUACCUUGAGUAUUAAACCAAAGAAGAAGAAAAACAACUCAACCCAAAAGGCAUCUUUACUUGAGGUGCAAGGGAAUGUUGUCAUCGGGGAGGGAAAGGCUCCUCUGCCGUUGAAGUCGAGACCCAAGGGUUCGAAAAGACCUAUCAUGACUGAAGUCUCGCCGUCUUUUCAGAAACCAGAAGGUUCCAAUUCAGAUUCGUUGCCCGACUCCUCUGCGAGUGGAAGUGAAUACCGUCAAUUGAGGCGCAAGUAUUUGCAGCUGGAGGAUGAUGGGUUCGCUUUAGGUAAAGAGCUAAAAGAGGCUGAAGAUCAGGUAAAGACCCUUGAGGAGGAGAAGAUUGCGUUGCUGGAUCAGCUGGUUGUAAUGGAAGGCCUUGUUAGUCCGACAGAGAUUCACUCGUAGUGAUUGUGAUUAGCUAUCGCUUCAUCUUCUGAUUGUGACACCUUCAUGCUGUUAUAUAUGUAAUGCUUAUAUUGAAGUCAAUGUUUGGCUCCUUUUGUGCAGGGCUUUAGAAAUUCGAUGGAUUAAUAUCAUCGGUAGAGAUUUUAGAAGUGAAAUUCUAAAGCUCACUAAUAUCUAAUAUGCAGUUUGAAUACAUCAUAGUGUUUAUCUUAGUUAUAGUAUAUUGUUCAUAUUUCUUGUUCA
Vicia villosa (hairy vetch) is the source of this 982-nucleotide messenger RNA. RefSeq lists its product as uncharacterized. Bases 305 to 739 code for a protein of 144 amino acids. Lineage: Eukaryota; Viridiplantae; Streptophyta; Magnoliopsida; Fabales; Fabaceae. The transcript is spliced from 2 exons. The record is from RefSeq and is a predicted model, not a curated record.